Messenger RNA from Girardinichthys multiradiatus, 995 nucleotides. Its product is annotated as N-acetylneuraminic acid phosphatase. Gene Ontology annotation, molecular function: hydrolase activity. Lineage: Eukaryota; Metazoa; Chordata; Actinopteri; Cyprinodontiformes; Goodeidae. The transcript has 2 exons. The coding region runs from base 74 to 820 and encodes 248 amino acids. The record is from RefSeq and is a predicted model, not a curated record.
CACUGCUUCCGUAAAGCUGUGUUGUUGUUUUUUUUUUCCCCUGGCUGGCGUUGAAUGACAGCGUGCUUCAGCUAUGGAGGGUAAAGCUGUGAAAGCGAUCCUGUUUGAUUUGGAUAACACGCUCAUAGAAACGAGUCGAGCUGGAGAAGUUGCUCUACAGAAGACUGGGGAGCUCCUGAAGUCCAAACUGAGCCUAGACGACAACACAAUCCGGCGCAUUUGUGAAAAAUUCAAGCUGAAGCUGCUGCAUGAAAGUUCUGACCAGCUUCCUGGCACAUCCAAAGAUGACCUCCGCGUGUGCCACUGGGAGGAAAGCAUUGCAGAGACUAUAGGAAGUUGCUCCAUAUCCGAUCUGGCUUCUCAGUGCUACUAUUUGUGGAAGAACAGUCGCCUGGAGAAUCUGUGCCUGACUCCUGAAGUGUGCAACCUCCUGAUGCAACUCCGCAGCAGAUACAAGCUGCUGCUGCUCACCAACGGGGAAGCCCAGACUCAGAGGGAGAAGGUGGAGGCAGUCAAUUGUGAGGAGUUCUUCGAUGCUGUAGUGAUCGCUGGAGAUCACGCCGAGCAGAAACCCUUCCCGUCCAUCUUCCAGUUGUGUUUCAACAAGCUGGAGGUGGAGGCAUGGGACUGCGUUAUGGUGGGGGACUCUCUGGACACCGAUGUUCAGGGGGGCUUCAAUGCUGGAGUUCGGGCCACAGUGUGGAUUCACAGAGCUGAGGGGUCUGUGUUAGAUGGUCCAGUGAAACCAGACUACACCAUCCCCACUGUGCUCGACCUGCCCCGUAUCCUGGCACAGCUGCAGAACUGUACAUGUGAAUGAUGGUGUUGGUUUUAUGGGAUUCCUCUUUAUUCUCUAUGUUUACAAAUGUUUUUAUUUUUUCUUACCAACUUUUUAGCAUUUUAUUGUAAUUUUAAGAGACAACACUACAUUGAAGUAUAAAUUAUCAUUGUACAACCUCAAUUAUUAAAUAAAGAAUAACUGGGUGCACAGGUUA